AAAAAAGACAGCUGCAGCUCCCUUGUGUGCGGCUCCCCUGGCUCUUCUGGCCUAAGACCCUGCCACUCCCUCUACCUGGCAGCCUGUGUUCUGGGCCUCACCUAGACAGUCUGAGUAGGAACAAGCCAUCUCAUCCAUCACAGCCAUGAAUUUCCUCCGGCGGCGCCUCUCCGACAGCAGCUUUGUGGCCAACCUACCUAACGGCUACAUGACAGACCUGCAGCGCCCAGACAGCUCCACCAGCUCCCCUGCUUCCCCGGCCAUGGAGAGGAGGCACCCCCAGCCCCUGGCAGCCUCCUUCUCCUCUCCAGGAUCCAGCCUUUUUAGCUCCUUUUCCAGUGCCAUGAAGCAGACCCCACAGGCCCCUUCUGGGCUCAUGGAACCUCCGGGUCCCUCCACGCCUGUUGUUCAAAGGCCCAGGAUCCUGUUGGUGAUCGAUGAUGCCCACACAGACUGGGCCAAGUAUUUCCAUGGAAAGAAGGUGAAUGGAGAGAUUGAGAUCCGAGUGGAACAGGCUGAAUUCUCAGAAUUGAACCUAGCCGCCUAUGUUACCGGGGGCUGUAUGGUGGACAUGCAGGUCGUGAGAAAUGGGACCAAGGUUGUGAGAUCCUUCAAGCCAGACUUCAUCCUUGUCCGCCAGCAUGCCUACAGCAUGGCCCUGGGCGAAGACUACCGCAGCCUGAUCAUCGGCCUCCAGUACGGAGGGCUGCCUGCCGUCAACUCCCUCUACUCUGUCUACAACUUCUGCAGCAAGCCGUGGGUGUUCUCUCAACUUAUUAAGAUCUUCCAUUCCCUGGGUCCUGAGAAGUUCCCGCUUGUGGAGCAAACAUUUUUUCCCAACCAUAAGCCAAUGGUGAGUGCCUUUUUUAACUUUGCUUAUUUUUGUGAUACAGAAUAAACACAGAUAUCCAUGUUUUCAAACCAUUUGAAUGGAGGAAGUGGGCUUAGGGGCUGCUCCAUGACCACAUAGACUCUAAAGAAUAGCUGUGACAUCCUAUAGGAAUACUGGACUUUCCUAGAGAAAGAGUCAGGUCUCCAGGUGAAAAUUCAGGCACUAUAGCAGAUAUCAAAGAUGGACAGUAUUCUUUGGGACAUCCAGAAUUUUCAGCAAAUCAGGGGGAACUUGAGCUGGCACGUUGGAACCAAGGGUUGAUAAUAAAGUGAAAGUUGUUCACUUGAGCCCUGUGGAGAACCUGGUUUCAACUCUUAUUUCAAUAAAAGCAGUAAUAUUUUA
Phacochoerus africanus (Common warthog) is the source of this 1234-nucleotide messenger RNA. RefSeq names its product synapsin-3-like. Bases 146 to 898 code for a protein of 250 amino acids. The record is from RefSeq and is a predicted model, not a curated record. Lineage: Eukaryota; Metazoa; Chordata; Mammalia; Artiodactyla; Suidae. The transcript is spliced from 5 exons. Gene Ontology annotation, biological process: neurotransmitter secretion. Gene Ontology annotation, cellular component: synaptic vesicle; synaptic vesicle membrane.